ACACGGUGUAAGCAAGAGAAAGGGAGGGGGGCGGAUUUCAGGAGCUCUCCACCACAAACGUGUCAUUACACCACAGGAAUGAAUCAAAUCAAACGGACGCCCAGCACACAGUUCUUUUGCUUAACUUCAUGGUUUAUUAUCUAAAUCAGCGUCGUUUUAGUUUCUCAUAGACUUAACAGGGAAAGUUUUAUAUCUGAGAAGGAAUACCUGCCAACGGACGGAACGCAUCAUCCGCAAACCGUCACACCUUCGCCUCAGUUGAGGAGAUCGGAUCUGCUUUCGACUGCAUUAUCUUGUUUGUUUCUUUUCGGGGGUGAGGGACAAGUCCCUUGAAGUACGUAUCAUUUUCUUUUACAAAAUGAGUUCCAGUAGGUUUGUGCGGAUCAUCUUGUGAAGUAGUUUUAGUUCCCGUAGACUGUUGUGUUGUCUCCCUUUUCUCUUUCUUGGAUGCUGGAAUUUAAGACUGACAGUCCCGUUCUCUCCUCAUGCCCAUGAAAACAACUCUCGGAUGGUAAGGAUUCCAGAGAAUGGUAAAUGAUCGAUGGAAAAUCAUGAACAGUGUUUCAGAACUCGAGGAUGGACAGCAGCAUAAAUCGCAGAGGAUGAGCUGUAGCUAUCUCCUAUGCACCAUCUUGCUCUUUGUUGCUGUGUUACUGGCUGUCACAGUAACUGGGAUCAUCCUUCUGAUGAACCAUUACCAAGCACCCAGUGGCCCGGACGGCCCCCCUCUCAUCAGCACCAACCAGGAUGAGGGUAAUGCCCUGGUAACUAUCGAGAGAGGUGACGGCUCCCGCAUCAACAUCUUCAUUGACCCCAACUGCCCCGACUACAACAAUAACUUCCUGCGUCUGGAGGGUGUGCAGACCUCGCUGCUGCACUCGCUCACUGACCAUGACACUGAUCUAAAGUCAGUGAAAGGGCAAGAUCGGGCACUGCUUGUUAAACUGGCCGAGGAGGUGGCCAAGCUGUCCGCCCAUGCCAGUCAGUUGAAGAUGGAGUACAACGCGCUGAGACAAGGCCAGAGCAACAUUGGACAGGAGCUCAGCACCCUGCAGACCGAACAGGGCCGACUUAUUCAGCUGCUGUCGGAGAGCCAGAUCAACAUGGUGAAAGUGGUGAACUCUGUGAGCGAUGCACUCAGCUCUAUGCAGAAGGAAACCGGAAACAUCAAGAGCCGUCUCAAGGCAGAUCUGCAGAGGGCUCCGGUGCGCAGUGUCCGGCCCAAGGGCUGCGCCGGUGGAGAAGGUUCCAGACCCAGGGAUUGCAGUGACAUCUAUGCCAGCGGGCAAAGAGAGGAUGGUAUCUACUCUGUGUUCCCCACACAUUACCCAGCAGGCUUCCAGGUCUUCUGUGACAUGACUACUGAUGGGGGCGGAUGGACGGUGAUUCAACGCAGAGAAGAUGGCUCUGUUAACUUUUUCCGUGACUGGGAGGCUUAUCGUGAAGGAUUUGGCAAGAUAACAGGAGAGCAUUGGCUUGGCAUGAAACGAAUCCAUACACUUACCAUUCAAGCCAACUACGAGCUGAGGAUUGACUUGGAGGACUUCGAGAACAGUACCUCCUUUGCGAAGUAUGGCUCUUUUGGAGUGGGUUUGUUCUCUGUUGACCCUGACGAGGAUGGCUACCCACUGAGCGUUGCGGACUACUCCGGCACGGCAGGCGACUCGCUGCUCAAACACAACGGGAUGAAAUUCACCACUAAGGACAAGGACAACGACCACUCUGAGAAUAACUGCGCGUCCUUCUACCACGGCGCCUGGUGGUACCGCAACUGCCACACCUCCAACCUCAACGGACAGUACCUGCGCGGCCAGCACACCUCGUAUGCGGACGGCAUCGAGUGGUCAUCCUGGACGGGUUGGCAGUACUCGCUGAAGUUCACCGAGAUGAAGAUCAGGCCAACCAAAGAGGAGAAUAAAUGAGUGAGAACUAGAAAACAUAACAAAGAGCUCAAAGGUGGCUGUAGGUGUUAGAGACACUCGAUGCAGAAACGCAAGAACUUUCCCACGACAACUUCUUUCUCAUGUUUCUGUUUCUAUCCAUCUUUCAAACCCCGUUUUCCCACCAUCUUGUAGUGUUUGUGCUAACGCCCAAUGGGCUGAUGUUUUUCUCUUGAUCUACUGUUCAAAUCUCUGAAUAUUAUUACAAAACAUUGCAGGUAUUGUCAAAAAUGUACUAUAUAUACAUAUAAAAAAAAGAUAGUUGUUGUCUAAAAAAAAGAAAAAGAAAAAAACAAACUUCUGUAGCUGUGAAAUUUAGCAAGAACGUGUAGCUUUUCAUAAAAAUAAAGACUUUUAACUCUUCAGACAUCUGACGGAGAGGCAGCUUGUCCUAUGUUAUUUUUGUUCAGUGCUUAAUCAAUAAUUCGUAGUUAAACAUGACAAGGUUGCUAUUGGCGUGUCCAGCCCCUGCUGUAAUAUCUGGGAAGUGACUAGAUUUUCCCACAUGACGAGUAAACACGUUAUUGAUCACCAGGGAUGCUCAAAGAGUAUAUGUGUCACAGUGGUGGCUUUCAGAGUGAUGGGCCACAACAGGCGCAUUUUUCACUGUGACAGGUCAGUCGGUGGAAGGUUUUAUCAGUAGAGAAGCUGAACGUCUCGCAGAAAACACAAUAACCCUUUGGUGUUACUGCUGGAUAGAAGAGUGUUGGAUUUUAUCUUCUGAACAAUAGGUCAGAUUCACCAGAAAUCACAAUGAGAUGGAUUGACGGAGCUUUAAGGCUCCAACUUGGAGAAGAUCCGAGAACUGAACUUGGGUCGAACAGCUUUCUGUUGUUGUGCAGAGACCCGACUAUUCUGGUUUAAUAGUCAGUUCAUCCUGCAGAUCAUUUCAGUAGCUUAUUUAGUAGCUCAUUAGCUUUUAAUGUAAUGUCAUUUGUUUCAGGUAAACUGUGAAGUUCUUAAAAUAUUAUGCUGAAAGGAAUAGUUUACCCUAAAAUGCAAGAGGUCAAGAUUUGAAUUACAUUUAAAGCAUGCAUAUUUGGCCUAUUACAAACAGACUGGCAAAAACACCAGUGCUUUGUUGGUUUUUGAGGCUCUUUUAAGUGGAAAAUGAACCUCAAAAGACAUAUAUUUUUACAACAGUUAGUUCUCAACCUGCUUAGUGGGGAUUCUUCAGCCACUCUAUGCAUGUUACAUUGUUACACAGUAGGUCGGAAUUAAUAAGUGAAUCAUUGAUUCAUUUCCAUUCGAAAAACACAGAUUCAUUUGGAAACAAACAACAGGCUCUUUUAUGAGUGAACCAUUGAAUCAUUUACUUGCCUGAUUUGUUCAUAAAAAUGUUGGUUCAUUCAGAACGAAAGAGUGAUUAUUUAUAUGUCAAUAGUUUACUGAUUUAAUCCAAAUGAUGAAUCAUUAACAAAGAAACACCACUAUUUGUUUGUUGCUCAGAGGUGCGCAACAAUUCUGUUUUGACUGUUUUCAUUGGCGGAGCAAAAAUAAAGUAUCUGGCGAUACAGUCUAAAUUUCUUUAACUGUUGUAUAAAAUCAUGAAUGUGAAUGUAACUCAUUUUACUGAUUUUGGUGUAAACUAUUCCUAAUGUUGCGUCUCUUUCUGUUUGUAUUUGUUUGUUCUUUUCAUCUAUGCAGAAUUUCUCCUUUUUUUCAUUUAUGGCACUGACACACGUCCUGAUUUUGCCAAGUUCGAUGUGUUCCUAGGUCAACAUAUUUUGUCGACCCUGGAACAACAUUUUACUCCAAAAAUAUAUUCUUAACCAUAUCCCUACACCUAAACCUAACCAUGAGUAAUCCCUAAAAUCAGAGAAAAUGAUAGAUGAAUGACACUGAUGUACAAGCACCAAACACUGAUUUUAAGCAUAAACUUCACAAAAUCUAAAACUGGUUCUUCAAAUCUGAUUGGUUAAUCACAAUGUUGUUCCAGGGUCAACAACGAUGUUGUCCCAGGAACAUGUCUCACUUGGUAAAAUCAGGUUGACAUAUGUCAACUUUCCAAACAAUCAACUUGCAAUGUCCUUUUACCCAUUUACAAGUGUUUCAUGAGUCUUUGUAUUAGUUUUGACUGCACGAUUUUCAACAUGUCAACCUGCUGUUUUAUUUGUAUAGCAAUGUUAUUUAUCCUGUGAUAUCCAUGUUAACUAACCCAGUGUUUGAAUGUGAAAAUCAGUUUCAUAGGUUUAUUUGUAUCUUUAUAUUUGUUGGGACUGUACAUUGAUUAUCGUAUCAAAGAUGAGCAUUGUCUGCACUUUAAACGGUAACAUCAAAAUUCUAAUUGUAAAAUCACUAAUUAGAAUCACUUUUAUAUCUAUAUUGGAAGGAAUAAAAAAAAAUAGUUAACCCUAACCCUAAAGAUAACUAAUCCCUCAGAUUAUUUGAAAAAUGCAAAACAUUUCAGUAUCAUCUUGUUUUAUUCUUCAUUCAUGAUUCAAUUGCCAAUUUACAGUAUAUACUGCAAUGCCUACUCCUUCUAAAAACCAAUUCUCCACCGUCAGAGGAGCUCAAAACUACAACAGAGCAAACAGCUGUCACAGCCCAACCAAACGGACGGGUUUUGAUCAAGUUUGUGACACAUUCUCCCUCAAUAAAGAGAACCACAGGCAUUUCUGUGAGGUAAAAUUGUUUUUGAAUGCCGCUAUGUAGACUGAAUUUCAUGGUCAGUUUUCUCUGGAAACUAUAGGAGGGCUUUCGAUGAUCCAGUUGUCCUGAUGUACUAGCAUUCACAUUCACAUUCAAAACGAAGAGAAAACACUAAUAAAAAAAAACACCUCACCUCAUCCUGCAAUGUUUUAUUUUUUUUAUUUUUUUUGCUCUGCAGGUAUUUUUAAAAGAAACGUUGUUCUUUUCUGGUAUGAAACUGAUAAAUGUAAGAUACGGACUGAGAUUGAUUUUGUUGCGCCAAAGGAGAGAACGUGCGACAGCUACUGCUUUUGGGGAAUGACAGAUUCUCAGUUCAUGUUGCUUUCUGUGAACUUCUUGGAACUCAGGAACCCCUGCCGAUGGCCUCUCAGACUACACCUGUCUGCUGACGGCACUUGCUAGUCAUCCGUGUAAAUAAUUUAACCGUGAAAUUGCGCAUGUCUUGCAGUAUAACAACAACCCAGGAUGACGAGAGGACGUUUUCCUUUCUUUACCCAUCCUGCCCUCCCUAACAUCCCCCCAAACCUACAAACCCAUCCUUUCUGACCAGUUAUGAAAGCUAUGAACGCAGAUCUUCUGUACAAUAUUUACAUUUGGUAUGCUCUGCUACAUUUUGGGAAUUAUGAUGGACUCCUGUUCCAUUUUAGGUCUUGUAUUAGCCGUAUUUUUUGUUGAUCAUUAAAAUGUGUUUAAUGAGUGACAUUUAAUAAACAUCCACACUUUCUAAAAUA
This is a messenger RNA of Carassius gibelio (silver crucian carp), 5323 nucleotides long. RefSeq names its product fibrinogen C domain containing 1a (gene fibcd1a). The transcript has 7 exons. Bases 528 to 1922 code for a protein of 464 amino acids. NCBI's taxonomy places the organism in Eukaryota, Metazoa, Chordata, Actinopteri, Cypriniformes, Cyprinidae. The record is from RefSeq and is a predicted model, not a curated record.